GGGAGGGGAGCAACCACUACAGAUGAUAAAAGUCAUCUACAAUUGUUUGAACACUUGCUGUGCUCCAGGCACUGCUCUAAGCGGUUUACAGGCAUUAUCUCCUUUUCCUCUUCCUCUUCACAAUAACUCUGUGCUGUAGGUAGGAUUGUACUAUUACCCCCACUUUAUGGAUAAGGAAACAGAGGUUCAGAGGGAUUAAAGAAGUCCAGGGAGGUCUUAUCGGUCAUUGGUUUGCCUAAUGAGACAAACCAAUGGGUUUGAGUCAUGACUCGGGCCCCUUGGUAGCUGUGUGAUCUUGAGCAAGUCAGCCUCUCUGAAACUUGACGGUUUUCUCAUCUCUUGUAAGGGGACAUAGUAUCUCUUGCACCAGGUUCUGAGAGAAUUAGAUGAGAUAAAGGAGGUAAGAGGGGAGCAGAUACAGGUCUUAAAACAGCCACGGGCACCUGGGAAGCUUCAAAAAGUGUUUGCUAUUGUUAUAAUUAUUUUCCUUCAAGGCAUAGCUCAUAUGUCACCUCCUCUGGGAAGUCUUCCAGGAUACCCUCCCACCAGAGGUUUUCUUCCCUUUUCACCUGCUCUUUCAGCUCUGGGCUUGUACAUUUUUCAAGUUUUAAAUGAGAUAAUAUGACCCGAAGGGCCUGUCCCAAGGAGGCACUUACACGCACUAUUUCUCCCCGUGAGUUCAUUGUUUACCUGCCUGAGAGGUCUUAGGAGGGCUGGUGCCUCACCUGAGUCACUCCAGUCAGCCCAGGGCUGGGCACCAAUGGGAAGGCCGUUGCUGAGUGAGCGUGGGAACCAACGCCCAGACUGGUGGGGCCGGGAAGGCCAUGUUCAGCAGUAACCCAAUGAGCUGCUUCCUACUCUCCCUCCUUGACUUCCCACCCAGCGCUCCAGCCAGGCUCACGAGGGACUGGGAUCCCUGGAAUUCCAUCCCCAGUUGGCCACUGUCUGGUGAAUCUAUGAUGAUCUCAAAAUCAAAAAGUACUUCAUACAGCUACACACCCACCAGAAGGACUUUUUAAAGCACUGGCAAUACCAACUCCUGGAGAGGAUGUGGAGAGACCGGAACUCCUCACGCAUCGCUAGUGUGAAUAUCAAAACGAGUCCCCCCAGGGCCUCCCAGGCUUCUGCAGAACUCUGGCCAGGUGGAAAGAAAGCCGGAGCAAUCGUCGGGAGAAUGGCAGCUCUCCGGAAGGAAUGCUUGCAACUGGCCUCACAGGAGAAGCCGCCUCCGAAGAUCCCAGAGCAGAAUCCCGACCACCUCCCGCCAUUGCUGAGUCUACUGGAGAAGAAGCAGGAGCUGGCGGAUGUGGACCGGGGCCUGCAGGCGCAGAAGGAGGUCUUCCAGACCACCAUGGCAGCCCUGAAAGAGCGCAGGGAACAGCUGGAACAGAAGCAGCAGAAGCUAAAGGGGUCCUUUCACCGCUUUGACAAGUUCUUGCAGGAUUCCGAGGCCCGGCGCAGCCGCACGCUGCAGAGGGCAGUGGAGGAACGACAGAGGGCCGGCCGCCAGGAGGCAGAGGCGCUGCGGCUUCGGGCCCAGAUGGAGGAGCUGCAGCGGGAGCGCGCGCGGCUGCAGCGUCGGCUGCUGCGGCUGGAGCCCUGCGCGCACCUGCUGGAGCAAGUGCUGGAUCAGUUGCCCGAGUUCCAGGAGGUCCCCGAGCUAGUGGCGCACUUCGAUGCCUUGGCCGACACGCUGGCCGAGCUGAAGCUCACGGAGCGCCAGCGGCUGGCGGAGCUGGAGGAGGCGCGUGCGCGGCUGCGGCGGCUGCGGGAUGCCGGGCAGGACGAGCUGCUCCAGCAGGGCCAGCUGCGAGCGCAGCUGCUGGAGCGCCUGGAUGCGGCGCGAGAGCGCACGCUGCACUGGGAAUCCAAGUGGGUUCAGAUCCAGGACACAGCAGCUGAGAAGACCCUGCUCCUGGGACGUACUAGGAUGGCGGUGCUCAACUUGUUCCAGUUAGCGUGCCAGCAUCAGAGGCAGCCACCUGCCCUGGACAUCGAGGACACCAAGGGGCAGCUGGAGCAGGUGAAGCUGUUCAUCCUGGACCUCUCUGCCAUGCUGGCCAGCCUUCCUGAGGCUGAGCCCACGGCUCCUGCCCCGUAGCCUGACUCAGGUGAGCAGUGGGGAGGGGAUCCCCCCCCAGGGACCCCUACACCUGGAGACAGGUGCAUAUUUGCUACGGGGGGCAGCUGACUGGUUCUCACCUGAAAAUGGGAGGGCCGUGCCCACUCAGGUUGUGGUGGAACAUGAGGGGCACACAGUAAGCAUUCAAAACACUGGGGCACCCACCCCGCGCCCACCACCUGUCCCAGGGCCAGGCCCCUCCUCCAGGGCGGCCGGGGGCAUUUGACAAGCAGGUAUUUGUUAGGUGCACUGGUACUCAGUGACCUUGGGCUCCAUGAUCCAGCAGCUGGAGCUGCCCUUGACUUUCCCAGGACCCCACAGGGGCUGAGGAGCACAGGCCUUGGAGCAGGUGGGAGGCAGGACGGGUUCUGAUGUCCAGGUGUGUGGCGGGGCGGUGUUAACCCCUUCAUACCCAGAGAGGAGCAGCCAUGCCCUCCUCUCUGGACCCUGAGAUUGUCUCCCACCCGCUGGCCACGCCGAGCUGCAAGGCUGGCCUGGCAAAAGGGGACUGACCACCAGCUUUGGGGUUCUCCCACCUCAGGCGACUGACUCAUCCUCUGAGCUUCAUUUUCCUCGUCUGCAAAAUGGGGCCCCACCAUCAGG
Molecule: messenger RNA, 2725 nt
Organism: Artibeus jamaicensis (Jamaican fruit-eating bat)
Lineage: Eukaryota; Metazoa; Chordata; Mammalia; Chiroptera; Phyllostomidae
Gene: CFAP73
Product: cilia and flagella associated protein 73
Exons: 9
Coding region: 1049-2101 (350 amino acids)
Biological process (GO): spermatid development
Source: RefSeq, a predicted model, not a curated record